Molecule: messenger RNA, 300 nt
Organism: Symbiodinium sp. CCMP2456
Lineage: Eukaryota; Dinophyceae; Suessiales; Symbiodiniaceae
Source: the annotation of a GenBank genome assembly
AUGAGAUCUUGCUUUUUUGCCAGAUCUUUGCACAACUGCGGUCGUGGCUUAGCUAUGCAGACGCCAGCAUUGAGACAGUCAAUGGGGAAGCGCUGUGCUCUUCCAGAUGAGGGUCGUUCGAGGAAGGGGUUGGGCUCGGCUGGGCAGUGCGUAAUCCUUCACUGCAACAUGAAGCCAUUUCCCGUUGUCACCCAGACCCAAGCCAGAAGCUUUGUAGAUGGAGGUUCGCAGCAAGCCGACUUGGCUGCCGGGGAGGAAGACGCUGGUCUUGCUUCGUGGGUCCUGGGGAGACAGCUCUGA